CGAAUGACACGUCCAAUUACUGAAAAUUGCCGACUCGUCGAAUGUUGCAGGAAGAAGAAGAUCUGUCAUAGGGCACCACAUCCUAUUAUUAUUAUUAUUAAAUAAUCAAAAAGUUAAACCACUCCAUUCUUUGUUUCAUGUUUCAUCAAUCUUUCUUUAACAAUCCCUUUCACUUUCUUUAAUAAAUAACCCCCAAAAAUCAACUGACAAUACCCACAUUCUAAUCCUCUGUCUCUGUCUCUAUCUCGGUGUAUCUAUCUUUGCCAUUUUUCAAAGAUUAUGAUCCUGUUUACUGGGAUUUUGUGUUUGUGAUCUGGGUUUCAAGAAAGAUUGCAUCUUUGCAGAUCUUUAUGAAGUGGGUAUGCUUUAUUGUUUGUAUCUUGAUUUUCUUGAUUGAAUUCAGGUUUGAAUCUUUGUUCAAGAACAGAUGGAUGUGAAGCAUGAUUCAGUUAUUUAUCAUGUGGGCAUUGUCUUGUUUCUGAUUUGGUUGCUAUCUUCUUUUGAUUGCUGUCACCCAUUGGUUUACUUCCUGUCAUUCAUCUAUCUGUAUAUGGUUCAUGAUCGGUGUGGUAUGAGAUUGAGAAGAAGGGUGCAGUUUGAGGAGAGAAAGCAGGCUAACCAGAAGAGGGUUCUUUCGGAUUCCGAAUCAGUACGGUGGUUGAACCAUGCUAUUGAAAGGAUCUGGCCUAUAUGUAUGGAAGAUAUUUUAUCACAGAAGAUUCUGACCCCAAUUAUACCUUGGUUCUUGCAGAAGUAUAAGCCAUGGACUGUUAAAGAAGCUGUGCUUCAGAAUCUAUACCUUGGAAGAUCUCCACCGAUGUUUACAGAAAUGAGAGUUUGUCGUCAAUCCACCGGUGAUGAUCAUUUGGUUCUCGAGUUAGGGAUGAAUUUCCGGGCCGCAGAUGACAUGAACGCGAUACUUGCUGUGAAAUUGACCAAAAGAUUAGGGUUUGGAAUGUGGACGAAGAUGCAUUUGACGGGAAUGCAUAUUGAAGGAAAGGUGUUAGUUGGAGUUAAGUUUCUUUCAACAUGGCCUUUUCUUGGGCGGUUGAGGGUGUGCUUUCUUGAACCACCGUACUUUCAGGUGACCGUCAAACCUAUAUUUGCUCACGGGUUUGAUGUUACUGAACUACCCGGGAUUGCUGGAUGGCUGGAUAAACUUCUUACACUUGCAUUCGAGGAGACGCUUGUUGAGCCUAAUAUGUUGGUAGUGGAUGUUGAAAAACUUGUUUCACCUCAGCCAGAAUUUUGGUUUUCUGUUGACGCGAAAGAGCCUCUGGCUUACGCCUUAGUGGAGAUCGUUGCCGCAUCAGACAUGAAACCUUCCGACAUGAAUGGGCUAGCUGACCCUUAUGUAAAGGGUCAACUUGGUGCUUACAGAUUUCGAACCAAAACACAAAGGAAAACACUAUCUCCAAAAUGGCAAGAAGAAUUCAAGAUCCCAAUUACUACAUGGGAAUCACCCAAUCUUCUAAUCAUACAAGUCCGUAACAAAGAUCACUUUAUUGAUGACAUCCUAGGUGACUGUUCUAUAAAGAUCAACGAUCUUAGAGAUGGCCAGAGACACGACAUGUGGUUACCUCUUCAAAACAUCAAAACAGGAAGAUUACAUAUCACGAUACAAGUAAUCGAAGUUGACACGAAGGUAACCGAACAACCAUGUGACGCUGAUGCAUCGGCGAGUGAGUUGAACGAAGAUUCUCCCGCAAGUGACCCAUCCCAGAAAGAAAUCCGGCCUGGUCCAGUGGCGGAUGACUUUGAACCCAUUGACGUUGAAGGUCAACGAGCGACUGGCAUAUGGGUUCACCAUCCGGGCACAGGAGUCCCGCAAGUUUGGGAGCCCCGAAAGGGGAAAACGCGGGUACAAAAAGGUAGCGAGUCGGUGGGUAGUAGCACAAAAUCGGGAUCGUUUCCAGAUGAUCUUAGUUUCUCCGACGACAGCCUUGAAGGUAGUAACAAAACAAGUGCAAGAAACCGGGUCAAGCGAGGGUUGAGUAAGAUUGGGUUAGUAUUGAACCGAACCCUUAAAACGGAUAAUGAUCGACUUAAAGGUUUUAAGAAAACGGAUACCGAUAACAACUGGGAAUCGCAGUCUCCAUCUCCAUGCCAAAACGUCAGGGCGGUUAAUGAAAACGGGGUCACGGUUAACUUGGUCAUGGAAGAAAACAUGUUGUCACCGGGUCAGGACCCGAAACUGGAUGAAAGUGGGCCCGAAAGCGCGAACAACGGGAAAGUGAAAGAUGUGGCGAAACGUAUUCUGAAACGCGCUGGAAACUCAGCUCGAAGUAUGAAACAUGUGUUUUCGGGUAAAGGGUCUAGAAUGAGGAGAGACGCUGACAUGGCGGUGGAAUCGGAUUCUUCGUUUGAUGGUUCGAUUCCAUCCCCUGUUUACGGAGAAGUGAGUCCACGUGUCACUGAGGAGACGGUUGAUGAAGAUGAAGAUGAUAUGGAGGAAUUUGUUAACAGUUUACAAGGGGAUAAUGAAACACCUAUUGAUAACAAUCAUGAAAGCCCAUUAGUUCAAUCUUGACAUUAAAAGAUUACCCUUUGUUGUACUUUCUUUUUUCUUAAACAUAUGUAAAUGGGAAGUGUUAAUAACAAAUUUUGUUGAUUUUUAA
Molecule: messenger RNA, 2618 nt
Organism: Helianthus annuus (common sunflower)
Lineage: Eukaryota; Viridiplantae; Streptophyta; Magnoliopsida; Asterales; Asteraceae
Product: C2 domain-containing protein At1g53590
Exons: 10
Coding region: 428-2530 (700 amino acids)
Molecular function (GO): lipid binding
Source: RefSeq, a predicted model, not a curated record